AUGUCAACCACGAAUGGAGACAAUCAACAGGAUGCACCAUCAAAUCCACAACCUUUGGUUGAAGCUGAACCCGAAAAACCAUAUACCGACCAAGGAAUUAAUGAGAAAAUUGUACAAAAAAUUCGUUCAUUAAUUGAUUUAGGUAAAUUAAUUUCAAGUGAUAUUGAUAAUCGUGUUUGUGAACAAUUACGUUCGUUUCCUGAUGAUGCCACAUGUAUUGAUUCAUUAUUUAAUGAAUUCAACGAUUCUGAUUUAACCGGUGUAGUUAAUAAAGGUGCAUUUCUAUGCAAUUUCAUAAAACAAUGGAAAUUGCGUAAUCCACAACAACCAAAAUUGUCAUCAAACGAUCCACAAUCAUCACAAGGCUUUGGUGAAAAUGCUCGUACACAUAAGCCUGGUCCAGAUGAAGCGAAAUUAAAAUUAAUUCUUGAACGAACCGGAUAUAAAACUGAAGUAACAGCUGGCCAACGUAAAUACGGUGGUCCACCACCUGAUGGACCCGAACGACCUGCUAGUCGUAGUGAAGUUUUUAUUGGUAAACUUCCACGUGAAAUAUUCGAAGAUGAAUUGAUUCCUCUAUGCGAAAAAGCUGGAAAAAUUUGGGAUCUACGUUUAAUGAUUGAUCCAGCAUCAGGUUUCAACAAAGGUUACUGUUUUGUCACAUACUGUUGUCAAGGACAAUCAACAAAAGCCUGUGAACAACUCAAUGGUUAUGAAAUACGACCAGGAAAACCUAUUAAAGCCAAUUGUAGUGUUGCCAAUCUUCGAUUAUUUAUUGGUAAUAUUCCUAAAACAAAAUCCAAAGAAGAAAUUAAAGAAGAAUUAGGAAAAGCAGUUGAAGGUGUAAACGAGGUUAUUAUUUAUACACCAGCGGAUGAAGCUGAUAAGAAAAAAAAUCGUGGAUUUUGUUUUGUUGAUUUCGAUACACAUAAAAAUGCUUCGGCUGCUAAACGAAAAUUAGCCAAUGGCCGUGUUCGAGUAUUCAAUCGUGAUAUUGCUGUUGAUUGGGCAGAUCCAGAUGAAGAACCUGAUGAAGAUAUUAUGUCACAAGUGAAAGUAUUAUAUGUACGCAAUUUAACAUCCGAUGUAUCUGAAAAUGAUGUCAAAGAUUUCUUUUUACCCUAUGGAAAUAUUGAACGUGUAAGGAAAGUUCGAGAUUAUGCUUUUGUUCACUUCGAUAAACGAGAUGAUGCAUUGAAUGCUAUGCGUGCACUAAACGGAAAACUGCUUGGCCGAAACACAAUUGAAGUUAGUUUAGCUAAACCAUUAAGUGAUAAACGAAAACAAGCACAAACAAAACGUGAACAACGAAAACCUUUUGAUGGACCUGUUAAUCCACGAAAUAAUUUUGACAAUAAUUCAUCGAGUGGUUUUGGUGGUGGAUCAUCUUCAGGAGGUUUCGGUGGCUUCGAUAGUGAUUUACCGCGUGGAAGCGGUGGACGAUCGGAUAAUUCAUUCAAUGUGAAUAAUUUCGGUGCUUUUGGUGGAGAUAACUUUAUGGGAAGUGGACCAACUCAAACACCACCACCACCACCUCCAUCAUCAUCAUCGUCGUCUUCACGUGGUGUAUCAUCUCAACGAGGAAAUAAUCGUGGUGGUCGUUCUGGUGGCGAUCGAGGCGGCUAUUCAGGUAAUAAUCGUGGAGGUGGAUUUAAUUCAGGCAAUCGAGGUGGAAGCGGUAAUUUUAAUCAAAAUAAUCGUGGAGGAUAUAAUAAUAAUAAUAAUAGUUAUCGAGGAAACCACGGUGGACCGUCACAGCAUAAUAACUCCGGUGGAUAUAAUAAUAACAGUGGUUUCAAUCAAAUGGGCGGUGGAUUUAAUUCCCAAGGUGACUUUGGCGCAUUCAAUAGUCCAUCACAAAACAACAACAACAAUAAUAAUAAUAAUAAUCAAUCGUUUGGUCGGCCAUCGAAUCAAAUGGGCAUGGGCAACAAUGGCUUUGGCAUGAACCAAAUGCACCAGAAUCAAUCUUAUGGAGGUAUGAAACGACCACCUAACCAGAUGAACGAUGGUAAUAUGUCGAAACGAUCCCGUCCUGAUACUGGGUCGUGGGGAGCUAUGGGCGGUGACAGCAAUGAUAAUUCCAAUAGUGGUCCACAACAACAACAACAGAAUGCCGGUGGAAAUUGGUAUCAAGAUCAGGGCUACAGCAGCUCACAGCAACAGUCCAGUUACAGCUGGAACUGA
Rotaria socialis is the source of this 2187-nucleotide messenger RNA. The record is from the annotation of a GenBank genome assembly. NCBI's taxonomy places the organism in Eukaryota, Metazoa, Rotifera, Eurotatoria, Philodinida, Philodinidae.